Rotaria socialis is the source of this 678-nucleotide messenger RNA. The record is from the annotation of a GenBank genome assembly. NCBI's taxonomy places the organism in Eukaryota, Metazoa, Rotifera, Eurotatoria, Philodinida, Philodinidae.
AUGCUUGUUGCAUUAUCAGUGGUACGAUAUGCAACAACAGCAAACUCAUCAAUUUCAUUACAAAUUCAGCAACGAAUGGAACAGCACGGUUGGCACCUUGCUAUAAUUUGCUUUGUAAUGGGUGGUGUUUGGGCUGUACCAUCCAUAUUCGGUCGUAUGAGUACUUAUGCUCCCGAAGGAUUUGGCUUUCAUUGUGGUCUCGAUUGGUUUGAUCGCCCAUUACCUGGGCGAAUUAAUUUUUUUCUUCUAUUUUUCUUCGUCUUGUUUAUGCCGAUCAUAAUUGUUAUCCAUGUUAAUGUAUAUAUUCAACAUACUGCUUAUCAUUUAACACAUUUGAGACCGCCCAUUGUACUUGAACUGCAACAAAUUUCAAGUGAAAAAAGCAUUCGCAGACAUGUUUCAGGUACACUAUUUGAAAAAGAAGCUCGACGUUUACAUGAAGAUCAACGCUUUGUUCUCGCUACCGGAAUAAGUGUUUUUGUUUAUAUAAUUGCGAGGACCCCUUAUAGUAUUGUAGCAGUUGUAAAAAUAUUUGGCGAUCAAUUUUCUUUAUAUAAUCCAUGGCUUAUGACAGCGUGUGCAGUUUUAGCUAAACUUUCAAUGGUAACAAAUCCAAUUGUAUAUGGAAUUAUACUUAAAGAUCAUACAGGAAUGAAGCUAAGAUUAAAUACGAAAUGA